Elephantulus edwardii (Cape elephant shrew) is the source of this 867-nucleotide messenger RNA. RefSeq names its product purine nucleoside phosphorylase (gene PNP). The record is from RefSeq and is a predicted model, not a curated record. The coding region runs from base 1 to 867 and encodes 288 amino acids. The transcript is spliced from 6 exons. Gene Ontology annotation, biological process: nucleoside metabolic process. NCBI's taxonomy places the organism in Eukaryota, Metazoa, Chordata, Mammalia, Macroscelidea, Macroscelididae. Gene Ontology annotation, molecular function: purine-nucleoside phosphorylase activity. Gene Ontology annotation, cellular component: cytoplasm.
AUGGAGAACGAAUUCUCUUACGAAGAUUACCAGAAAACAGCUGGAUGGCUUCUGUCUCGUAUCGAGCAUCAACCUCAAGUGGCAGUGAUUUGUGGAUCUGGGUUAGGAAGUCUGGCUGACAGAGUAACUAAAGCCAAGAUCUUUGACUACAGUGAGAUCCCCAAUUUUCCACGAAGUACAGUUCCAGGACAUGCUGGUCGCCUGGUGUUUGGGCUCCUGGAGAAUAAACCCUGUGUGGUGAUGCAAGGCAGAUUCCACCUGUAUGAAGGCUACUCACUCUUGAAGGUCACAUUCCCAGUGAGGGUUUUUCGGCUUCUGGGUGUAGACACCCUAGUGGUUACCAAUGCAGCUGGAGGGCUCAAUCCCGAUUUUGAGGUUGGCGAUAUUAUGCUGAUCCGGGAUCAUAUAAACUUGCCUGGUUUCUCCGGUCAGAAUCCUCUCAGAGGCCCCAAUGAGGACAGGUUUGGAGUUCGUUUCCCUCCCAUGUCUGAUGCUUAUGACCAAGAUUUGAGACAGAGUGCUCACAAUAUAUGGAAAGAAAUUAAAGACCGUCGCAAACUACAGGAAGGCACUUACGUGAUGUUGGCGGGCCCCAACUUUGAGACUGUGGCAGAGUCUCAAAUGUUGCGGAUACUGGGGGCAGAUGCUGUUGGCAUGAGCACGGUUCCAGAAGUUAUAGUUGCACGGCACUGUGGACUUAGAGUUUUUGGCUUGUCCCUCAUCACUAACAAGGUCAUCCUGAGUUAUGAGAGCCGGGAAAAAGCCUCACACGAGGAAGUCCUAGAGGCUGGAAAACAAGCUGCAGAGAAAUUGGAAGAGUUUGUCUCCAGAUUUGUGUCCAGCAUUGAGCCCGUGUGCACCAAGUGA